UGGACCUAUUCACAGCGUCUGGAAUACGAGCUCCAGGCUAUAUUUUUUUCAGAGUUUUAAUAAAAGUGAGAAAGUUUAAAAAAAAAGUGUAAGCUCGUAAAUUAUGGCAAAUCGUUCUAACUACGACAACGGAAAAGGAAAUCGUGAGUAUCGUGAUAACCGUGAGCAACGUGAACCUCGAGAAAUACGCGAGCCUCGAGAGCAUCGUGAUAAUCGUGAGACCCGUGAGGCACGAGACCCCCGUGAACAGAGAAAUAUUCGUGAUCAGCGUGGCAAUCGUGAUCAGCGCGACCAUUACGAGGCCUCCGAGUUUCGUGACCAACGUGACUUUCGUAAUCGCGACCGCGAUCGGAAUGUACCCACAGAUCCUCCAUAUAUUGCCUACGUUGGGAAUUUACCCAAAGGCCUCGUUCAAGGCGAUGUUAUGAAAAUAUUCUCCGAUUUCGAUGUCAAGAACGUUCGUUUAAUCAAGGAUCGUGAGACAGACGAGUUCAAGGGCUAUGGAUAUGUGGAGUUUGAGACUCUGGUACAACUAAAGCGCGCACUCUCAUGUAAUGGACGCAUAAAAUUGGACAACUUCUCGGCGCCUCUGCGCAUAGACAUUGCCGAUCAUCGCCGGCAGGGAAAUAGCGGUGGCUACGGUGGUGGCGGUGGUAAUUUUAACAACAACAACAACAGCUUCUUCCAGCGUCGUGGCUUCCGACGCAAUGAAAGCAAUGGAACCCAAAACGUAUUUUCUCCGCCGGCUGGCUCACGUAGUCAGAGCAGUAUCCAUUUUUCCAACAUUGCCGGCAGCCCGACUACCAGCUCCAUGUCAAUGGGACGCAUGCGUCCACGCAACAACUUCAACAACAAUCGUGGCGGUCGCAACAACCACAACAACGGCAAUGUCUAUCAAUACAAUGAUGCACAGCGCAUGCGCGGCAGCAGCGAGAAUGCCAGCAUGCGUAGUGGAGGCCUACACCGGAAUAUGGAUCGUCGGCGCAGCGCUAGCCCCGGAGCAUCGAACAACGAAUUGGAUGAUAUGCCCAGCAGCAGUCAAACGGGAGGAGGCAAUUAUAACCGCCCACGUCCGCAUUUCAACAACUUUCAGAGCUACAAUAAUAAUAAUCGCUAUAGCCACAGCAAUGGCUCCCGUAAUUCGGAAAGUCAGCAACGCAUGCGCGCCUACGGCAGUAACUAUACCAAUUUUGUCCAGAAUCGUACUCGGGAUCGUCGCGGUCACUAUAAUCCCAACAGUGCCUAUAACAAUCCGAACAACGAACCGGCAAUCACCAAUAACAAUAUAGGCAAUAAUAACUCGGCUAGUUCAGCUCCAGGUGCAAGGACCAAUAUCGGCACCACUGACAAUGAUGAUCGUCCGAAAUUGGUUCUCAAACCGAGAACGGUGAGCGAGCCCAUUAAUGCUUUGGCCGAGACCAAGCAGGCGGCCAGUAUUUUUGGUAAGGCCAAGCCCCGUGACGAGCAACUAGUGCAGCCAAAAUCGCCAGUGACGUCACUGCGCAAGGAAGGCAGCAGCAAGGGAGAUAGCAGCGACUAACAUUAACACUUUCAUGGAGUUGGAACGUAUUUCCCCCCAAACAACGAAAGAGCGAAAAUUACUUAAUCACUAUAUGGACGAAAAGAGCAAUAGAAGCAACAGUAACGGCAACAGCAGGAGCGGUAUUCACACUACAUAUGUAUAUAUAUUUUGAUAUAACCUACAUUGAAGCAACACAAAUUUCUAAGUUGAUCAAAUUGAUGGUUUUCCUGUCAACACACGUUAAAUAAAUAAAAUUCAGGACAUAUUGCAUUUUUA
Scaptodrosophila lebanonensis is the source of this 1798-nucleotide messenger RNA. RefSeq lists its product as uncharacterized. Bases 104 to 1540 code for a protein of 478 amino acids. The record is from RefSeq and is a predicted model, not a curated record. The transcript is spliced from 2 exons. Gene Ontology annotation, molecular function: RNA binding. Lineage: Eukaryota; Metazoa; Arthropoda; Insecta; Diptera; Drosophilidae.